Molecule: messenger RNA, 294 nt
Organism: Adineta ricciae
Lineage: Eukaryota; Metazoa; Rotifera; Eurotatoria; Adinetida; Adinetidae
Source: the annotation of a GenBank genome assembly
AUGCACCCAAUCAAAACAGUGAAGACUUCUAUCGUUGGUGAAGAUCUCAAAGAUAUUCUUCGCUAUGAUGAUCCAGUUAUUGAACAUGUCGAAAAUGAUGAAGAAGAAAAAACUUACACAAUCGUGGAUUGUGCGGCAACUCAAGCAUUUGUCAAAGGUAUAUUAACUGUACCAGCCAAUUCACCGCCUGAUCUAAGUCAAGAGCUGUUUAUGUAUACAGGAACAUAUUCGGUUAUCCUUAGAUAUGCAAGCGAACUAACUCAAAUCGAAUAUAUUCGAUUAUCAGCAUCGUGA